Cavia porcellus (domestic guinea pig) is the source of this 1640-nucleotide messenger RNA. Its product is annotated as solute carrier family 7 member 12-like. The transcript is spliced from 4 exons. NCBI's taxonomy places the organism in Eukaryota, Metazoa, Chordata, Mammalia, Rodentia, Caviidae. The record is from RefSeq and is a predicted model, not a curated record. The coding region runs from base 61 to 1473 and encodes 470 amino acids. Gene Ontology annotation, biological process: amino acid transmembrane transport. Gene Ontology annotation, molecular function: L-amino acid transmembrane transporter activity. Gene Ontology annotation, cellular component: membrane.
UAUAAAACAAACCCAUGUGAAGCUUCAAGUUGAUUUUUCAGAAUUUAAAAAAGGAAAAUCAUGCAAUCAAGGACAAUAGGAUUCUUGCAUGGAAACAUCUUCUUACUAAGUGCCGUAAUAGGGGCAGGAAUAUUUGUAUCACCUAAAGGGGUGCUGAAAUACUCCUCACUGAACAUUCCUGUCUCCUUGAGUAUUUGGGCACUUUGUGGGAUACUGAGUAUGAUCAAUGGUCUCUGUGUUGCAGAACUGGGAACCACCUUCCCUACAAGUGCAGCUCCUUAUUUUUUUCUGAAAAAAUCCCUUGGAUCUUGUGUUGCUUUCUUGAAUCUUUGGAUGGAAGUUUUUGGUCUUUUCAUAGGACUGGCUGCUCAAAGCUUGUUGGUAGCUAGCUAUCUAAUUCAGCCUUUCUAUGAUCUGUGCCUGCCACCAGAGCUACCAAAGAAAUGCCUAGCUUUGGCCAUUUUGUGGUCAUUGGGACUUCUGAAUAUUCGAGGGUUGGCAAUAAUAUCUUGGUUUCAAACUGUCAGUACUUUAAUGAAGAUGGCUAUUCUCUGUUUAAUUUCCCUAACUGGGAUUGUGCUAUUAGUGACUGGUAAAAAGGAGAACAUUUUCAAGUUUGAGAAUGCUUUGGAUGCUGAAUUUCCUGAUGCCUCACAAAUUGCAGAAGCUAUUCUCCAAGGAUUCUAUUCCUAUGGGGGCUCCACAUUCCUGGUCAAUUUAGCAGGAGAAGUGAAAAAUCCUGGUCAGACACUUCCAAGAGCUUUGAUUUCUGCUUUGUCCAUCGUGACUGUGAUAUACUUAUUGACUAAUAUAUCCUUCCUGACAGUGUUGACACCAAAGGAAAUCAUCUUUUCAGAUUCUAUUGCUGUCACAUGGAUGGACAGAGUAUUCCCUUCCAUGCAAUGGGUCAUUUCACUGGGGAUUUCAACUGCAAUAAUUGACAACAUUUCUUGUGGAAUACUUAAAGGAUCAAGGAUGCUCUACGCUGCUAGCCAAGAAGGACAAUUGCCUCUGAUCCACUCUAUGCUUAAUGAGCGCCUGUCUCCAGCUGUAGCUGUGAUCCAGUUAAUCAUUUUGUCUUCUAUUGCUGUUAUACCAUCAAAUUUAACGAAUUUAAUAAAAUAUCUGGGAUUAAUAUGUUGGGUUUUAAGUGGGCUAAAUAUGAUUGGCUUACUUAAAAUGAGGUACAAGGAUCCAGACCUAAGGAGACCUUAUAAGGUGUGGCUUCCAUUGAUAUUCGCAUCUUUAGCUUCAUCUCUAUUUCUAAUUUUUAUGCCAAUCAUUCAAUCACCUAAAAUGGAGCAUGUUUAUCAAGUUAUCUUUGUUUUAUGUGGACUUUUGUAUUACUGGUUUCAUGUUCAUCUUAAUCAACAUUCUGUAGGUUCUGAAACAAUCACUUGUUAUUUACAAUUAUUAUUUAAUGUUUCACCAUCAGGUGAUCAUGAAACUUGUAUUUCUACAAACAAAAACUGACUAUAAACAUGUUUGUGAAAAUAAAAGGCAUUAAAUUGUGAAAUUUAAGUGAACAAAUAGACUCCUGCAAACCUCCAAAUGUUAUAGACAAAAUUAAAACACUGAAGUACUUAUAUUCAUUAAUAAGUAAGGGGAUAAGACCUCAAAUUUACAAACACUAAUCAAUA